ACAUGCAGAUGAUAGCAAUCGGUAAGGGCUUUCCUACCUAACCUAACCUAACCUAACCUGGGGAGAAUCAUUGCCCUUCGGAGUUGGGGGGCUCGCUAAUGCGACGUUGAUGCCGAUAGGUGGUGCCAUUGGAGCGGGUUUGUUCAUCGGGUCGGGGAGUGCUCUAUACCACGGAGGACCGGCUUCCUUGGUUAUCGGCUACCUCAUCGUCGGCAUAAUGCUGCUGUUCACCAUGCAGGCUCUCGCCGAGCUAGCAGUCAUGUAUCCCGUCAACGGGGCGUUCUACACCUACGUCGUGAGAUUCGUCGACCCGGCCUGGGGCUUUGCUACGGGGUGGAACUACGCGAUCGCAUGGCUCACGGUCCUGCCCUUCGAGCUGAUCGCGGCCGGCAUGACCAUCGAAUUCUGGCGGAGCGACCUCAACAUAGCGAUCUGGGUCACCGUGUUCCUCGUCAUCUUGGCCCUGAUCCAGGUAUUUGGCGUGCGGGGCUACGGCGAAGUUGAAUUCAUCCUUAGUAUGGUCAAAAUCGCGGCCUGCACGGGUUUUAUCAUAUUGGGUAUCGUAAUAAACUGCGGCGGAGUUGGCGAUAGAGGUUAUAUAGGCGCCAAGUACUGGUACGACCCGGGGGCUUUCAGAAACGGCUUCAACGGCUUCGCCGGGGUCUUCGUCGUAGCGGCCUUCGCUUUCGGCGGCACCGAACUAGUUGGCCUCGCAGCUGCCGAAUCGGUCGAUCCCCGACGCGCGAUCCCCAUGGCCUCGAAACAGGUCUUCUUCCGCAUUGCCUUCUUCUACAUCGUCAACCUCUUCAUCCUCGGCCUGAUACUGCCUUCCAACGACGGCCGCCUGGAGCAGUCGACAGGCUUCAACUCGAGCUACUCCCCGUUCGUCCUGGCCAUCCAGGACGCCGGCAUCGCCGUCUUGCCGUCGAUCUUCAACGUGGUGAUCACCGUUUCCGUCAUCAGCGUCGCUAACUCGUGCACCUUCGGCUCGACCCGUACGAUGCAGGCGAUGGCCGAGCGGGGCAUGGCGCCCCGGUUCCUCGCGUACGUCGACAAAGCCGGCCGGCCCUUGUACUGCGUCGUAGUCCAACUCGCGUUCGGGCUUUUAGGCUACGUCGGCGUGGCAUCGAACGGGCUAGACGUGUUCGACUGGCUUCUCUCUCUCUCGGGGCUGUCGUACUUAUUCGUGUGGGGAUCGUGCUGCCUCGCCCACAUCCGGUUCCGAUUGGCUUGGAAGAAGCAGGGACGUAGUCUGAGCGAGAUCCCCUAUAGGCCGCCCCUCGGAAUCUGGGGUAGCGUCAUCGGCCUGACCCUCAAUAUUAUCUGUCUGAUUGCAACUUUCUAUAACGGCCUUUAUGUAAGCUCAACUUAUCAGUUUCCCAUAUAACCCCCCCUCUCUCCCCCUUUUUUUCUUCUUUUCCUUCUCCCGUCGAGAUGUAGGGAACACCACAAUUAACUUGUUCGGUUGUUAGCCCGCCCCCGACUCGCACCCAGA
Messenger RNA from Daldinia caldariorum, 1495 nucleotides. RefSeq names its product amino acid permease/ SLC12A domain-containing protein. The coding region runs from base 110 to 1387 and encodes 425 amino acids. Lineage: Eukaryota; Fungi; Ascomycota; Sordariomycetes; Xylariales; Hypoxylaceae. Gene Ontology annotation, cellular component: membrane. Gene Ontology annotation, biological process: amino acid transmembrane transport. The record is from RefSeq and is a predicted model, not a curated record. The transcript has 5 exons. Gene Ontology annotation, molecular function: amino acid transmembrane transporter activity.